ACAAAACAAAGCAUAAAUGCCGGACGAGAGCCACUUAGGCGAAAAGAAACACAGCGCACGUUAGCAAACUGAACUCUCAGAGCUGUGGGAAGUAGGUGAAGAAACUGUAGGAGAGGGGCGGAGAUUUCAAAGACAAAAUACAUACAUAAUAGAAUAGAUAUACCACCACACCAACAUCCAACUGUCUGUGCUUUUAACAAAACUCUCUCAUCUCCUAAUUCUCAACUAUAAAUUCUUCUCUUUCUCUCUACCCCUCUCUCCAUUUCUCAGAUACAUCGAUCUCCUCCGCUUCCUGCUUUUCUUCUUCUCUCCCCUCCUUCCAUGGACUCCGCCGCUGUUCUCCGUUCCUUCAACUAUUCUGUAGGAACUGUCUCACUUGUGCGGUCUGUACUUGAGAGGCCAUGCAUGGUUGCUGUGCAUAAUGCAACCUGGCCCACCUUAAGUAGAUCACACAUCCAAGGUUUGACAUUUGGUGGGUCUAUUCCUAUAAGACGGGAAGGAAUGGUAGUUUCAUGCAUAAAGGCAUCUGAAACUGUAGUGGCAGCCAAGUCUGAUGUUCCAUCAGAUAGCCAACCACAAAGGCCGUUAGAGAAGAAUGGUCAACGAAGAGCAACAUUUCCUAAUGGAUUUGAGGAGUUGGUCCUGGAGGUCUGUGACGAGACAGAGAUUGCUGAGCUGAAACUAAAGGUUGGAGACUUUGAAAUGCAUCUGAAGCGGAAUAUUGGUGCCGCACACGCUCCCUUGCCUGUUGUUUCUCCAACCACACCACCACCUAUUCCCAGCAAACCGAUGAUUGAAUCAGCUGCUGCUUCCCCACCAACUCCACUGCCGAAAUCCUCUACAGAAAAAAUCAGUCCAUUUUCAAAUGUUUCAGUGGAAAAAUCAUCGAAGUUAGCAGCAUUGGAGGCUUCUGGAGCUAGUGGAUAUGUUCUUAUGUCAUCUCCAACGGUUGGCUCAUUCCGAAGGGGCAGAACAUUGAAAGGAAAGAAGCAACCUCCUAUUUGCAAAGAGGGUGAUGUAAUCAAAGAAGGACAGGUGAUAGGCUUUGUGGAUCAGUUUGGCACUGAACUUCCUGUGAAGUCAGAUGUGGCUGGAGAGGUCUUAAAGCUUCUCUUUAAUGAUGGAGAAGCUGUUGGCUAUGGGGAUCCCCUUAUUGCAGUCUUGCCAUCAUUUCACGGUAUCGAGUGAAUGCUGUCUCUAGUUGCAGUAAUUUUGUUUAACUCUGUUAAAAAGCACUGGGGUCCGCAGUUUGCUUUCGCAAAUCCUUCAAUACUUUCGUUCUCAUGCCUCCUUGCGAUCUACAAUAUCUGGGGACAUUGGUGUAGCUGGUAAUUUAAACUGUCAUUGUUUUCGGUUAAAUUGGACUAUAAAUCCCGAAAUAAUUGGUCAAAAUGUAUUAGAAUUUGAGAAAUCUUUUUGAGGUUGUAUUAGAUGUGGUUUUGUACAUUAGGCGAGCUUACAGAAAGGAAGUUAAAAUAAACUGGUCCAACAGAAAAUUCUCGCUGCGGCAA
Camellia sinensis is the source of this 1511-nucleotide messenger RNA. RefSeq lists its product as uncharacterized. The record is from RefSeq and is a predicted model, not a curated record. Lineage: Eukaryota; Viridiplantae; Streptophyta; Magnoliopsida; Ericales; Theaceae.